AUCCCAUAAAAAUCCACACAUUACUCGACUUUUGGAGUUCUCUCUCUCUAGUUUUCUCUCACAUACUAUAAUUGUCAACAUGGAAUAAUAUAUAUACGCAGCACCAACACAUACACACUUGUUUUUGUAUAUCUUAGUGUAUCAUCACACCACAGGCUACUCAUCACUCUUUUUUUUGUCCCUAUUCGGAGCUCCAAAUCCGGCCCCUUUUUGCUCUUGAUGGAUUCGUGCGGGUUUUCUUCGCCGCGGACCGAGUGUUUUCCGGCCGGUCUCCGGGUGCUGGUGGUGGACGACGAUCCCACGUGGCUCAAGAUUCUUGAAAAGAUGCUUAAGAAGUGCAAUUAUGAAGUAACAACAUGUAAUCUGGCGAGGGAGGCUCUCGACUUGCUGCGCGAGCGCAAGGAUGGGUUUGAUAUUGUGAUCAGCGAUGUUAACAUGCCAGACAUGGAUGGUUUCAAGCUGUUAGAGCAUGUCGGCCUGGAGAUGGAUCUGCCCGUCAUAAUGAUGUCUGUGGAUGGGGAGACGAGCAGGGUUAUGAAGGGCGUCCAGCACGGUGCUUGUGACUACCUUCUCAAGCCGAUCAGGAUGAAGGAGCUGCGCAACAUAUGGCAGCAUGUGUUCAGGAAGAGGAUACACGAGGUGAGGGAUUUUGAAGGCCACGAGAGCCUUGAUGAGAUGAUGCUCAGAGGCGGAGCAGACCUCUUGGAUGAUGGCUUCUUCUUCGGUGGGGAUCCAGUUCCCGGAAAGAAGAGGAAGGACGUUGAUCACAUGAGUGAUGACCGCGUGGGAGGCGAUCCCUCCUCGUUGAAGAAGGCAAGGGUGGUUUGGACUGUAGAUCUUCACCAGAAGUUUGUCAAAGCUGUCAAUCUCAUUGGGUUUGAGAAAGUCGGCCCAAAGAAAAUCCUCGAUCUGAUGGGCGUUCCGUGGCUAACUAGAGAAAAUGUAGCUAGUCACCUACAGAAGUACCGGCUCUACUUGAGCAGGUUACAAAAGGAGAACGAGCUGAGAACCACGCUUGGUGGGACAAUGCACUCGGAUUUACCUCCGAAAGAUGCUGCUGCUGGUCCAGGAAACGCGUCCCUUCAAACUCUGGACACUAAGAGCUCUAAGCAGAACAUUUCUGUUCAUCACGACGAUCCUAGAAACUGCGAAGGAAUCGCCAAGGCGAGUCCUACGCCAAUGGCAGAGACCAAGGCUGCUGAGAUCAGUGAUCUUGCAAAAAGUAGCACCUCGAGUAUCAGCUUUGAUCGCUCUUUUGUAGAGAGUUCUGAUGCAAAAUCCGAGCCUACGAUCCAAGUUCAGUACUCAUGGAGCGCAGGAGCUUCGCCUCUCCAGUUCAAACCCGAGCAGAAGCCACAAGCCAGAGCCCCACCCAUUGGAUUCAAGCAAGAGCAGAAACCACCUCUCCGGUUCAAGAAAGAGCAACAGGCACCACUGUUUGUUGCAGAGCACCGGUUUGAUCACGCUCCUGUGGCCGUGCAUCACAGGAAAGAUAACAAAGCCUCCGAUAAACCAUCACCAACUGCAACAGACCCUCCAUACAGCAAGGCAAAAAGGGGCCAAUCGAGCAAGGCAACCAAAGUUGAGAGCACUGCAGCAUUGUUCUGUAUUCAGCCCGAAAGACCUUUUACAGAUUGCCACACCAUUGAUCCAAUCCCGAGCUCCAUAUGGAGCACCAAGACCAGCCAGAGCUUCGAACAGAAUCUAUAUGAUGAACCUUGGCACAUAAAUGCGCUUCUUGGAACUGGAUCAGCUCUCGCAAGUGACUACACCUCCCAAUACCCACCAAAUCCCUACCUUGGCACUAUAGACCCAUUCUGUUUCAACGGUCAAGAGCUCAUCACCGACGUCUCUUCCCUAAAGUUCCUGAUCGACCCUGUAAUAGACGAGGGUCUGUACAUUGCUUGAGCCUCGCUAUGUUAGGACUAUAUAUGCUUGUGAAAUGUCAAAAAAAAGAGAGUGACACAUUCCUAAUAUGGAUGCUGCAGCAUUUGUCAAAAGUGUGCCUCUGUAACUAACCAUAUAUAAUGAGCAGAUUUCUAUCA
Molecule: messenger RNA, 2045 nt
Organism: Salvia splendens (bonfire salvia)
Lineage: Eukaryota; Viridiplantae; Streptophyta; Magnoliopsida; Lamiales; Lamiaceae
Product: two-component response regulator ORR26
Exons: 5
Coding region: 220-1908 (562 amino acids)
Biological process (GO): cytokinin-activated signaling pathway; phosphorelay signal transduction system
Molecular function (GO): DNA binding
Source: RefSeq, a predicted model, not a curated record